Molecule: messenger RNA, 5655 nt
Organism: Lytechinus variegatus (green sea urchin)
Lineage: Eukaryota; Metazoa; Echinodermata; Echinoidea; Temnopleuroida; Toxopneustidae
Product: receptor-type tyrosine-protein phosphatase alpha-like
Exons: 19
Coding region: 721-2955 (744 amino acids)
Biological process (GO): protein dephosphorylation
Molecular function (GO): protein tyrosine phosphatase activity
Source: RefSeq, a predicted model, not a curated record
AUUUUUGUAAAGGUUGCACGUCACAGCUCCAAUAUGCUCAUGGGGAAUAUAUAUUCUAUGUACACUCCAUGUACAAACAUGAUGCACAAACACCAGUGGAUAUUGGAUUAUAUACUCUGGAAAAUGUAGGAGAUACGCGUCGGACUGGAUUGUGAACCAGGAUGUAGUGGGAAAAAAAUGACCAGGUUAUAUUUAGGCGCGGGGAGUGGAUCUCUAAAAUUAGUGAGUUGAUUUGAUUAUGAUCUAGAGAUGAUUGAGAAUCGGAACGCUGUGAUUAAGAUAAAAAGCGAUCACCCCCUUUUUGAGGACGGAAGUUAAGUGAUAAAAGUGACCGGAGCCAAAGGCAAUUGACUGAGGACUGCUUUAUGUUUUGACGUGAAGUACACAACAUUUUACAUGUUUGAACGCGAUAGAUCGAAUCGCCAUACAGGAUGUGUGAAGAAGAUUUUUUUAGUAGUUUGGAAACAGGUUCAAGUUAAGAUAUGGACGGAAUUUACCUUUUAACUAAUAAUAUUCGUCAAAGUGGACUGCACUAACUCAGGCCGGUGAAUCCCCUCUCUCGUUCGUUUCUUCGUGAUCCAUAGGCUGUAAGGAUAUGUACAUGGAAGAUCUCGAGCCGCUUUCUUCAAGUUGAAUAACACUUCAAUUUGCUUUAUAUACAGGCUCCUUGGUCAGACUUACAGUUGUAAAUACUUCUUGCCAUACACUACAAGCUUGACAAUGACGAAUGCGAACACGACCACGGAUAAUCCAUCAUCGCAGACCACGGAUAAUCCAGGAGUGUCGGCGUCGGAUGAUCUCAUCUUCGGGAUAUGCGCAGUCAUUGCCAUCAUUAUUCUGUUCGGCAUCAUCCUAAUACUGGUUCUUCAUCUGUGGAGAAACACGAGAAAGCGACAACAUCUGAUCUCGGGCCAAACUAAAGAUGACCCGGAAGCACUAGAGAUGACCAUGGCCAAAACGAAUACUGAUGCAGAGGCGAUGGUCAAUGGAAAUGGUUCUGCUUCCCACGGCAACGGGGAGAGGGUUCUGAGCUAUUACCAUAAUUACGAGAAAAGUACACUAACUGGGGAUUCCAAGCCCUCUGGUAUUUCUCUGGAUGAAUUCACCGUUUAUGUUCACAAAAACAGACAGUCCUUAGAACUCAUUGAGGAAUUUGAGGCUCUUCCAGGUGUGAAUGCAGAAUUACAAACCUAUGCAAAAGAAGAAGAGAACAAACCAAAGAAUCGAUAUCGAAACAUUCUUCCAUAUAACAAUUCUCGUAUUGUGUUAGAGGUUAUAGACGAAGACCCAUAUUCAGACUACAUUAAUGCAUCCUAUAUAGACAGUUUUACCAAAGAAAAGGCGUACAUAGCUUCGCAAGGUCCAAAGAAGAACACUAUCAAUGAUUUCUGGAGGAUGAUAUGGCAGGAAAACAUCAAAGUCAUUUCCAUGGUAACAAAACUUGAAGAAGGUCUUAAGGCAAAAUGUGAGCGUUACUGGCCAGACAUUGGAAAUGAUGCCAAAUAUGGUGACAUACACGUCGAAUCGAAGGAGAGAGAGGAAAGAGAUUUCGGAGUCAUCCGAAGCUUCAUUAUAUUCAAGGAUUCUGAAGAAAGAAGACACGUAACCCACUUCCAAUUUACCAAGUGGCCUGAUAAAUCCGUUCCUAAGCAGACGUCACUCUUCUUAAGAUACAUGCGAGAGGUGAAGAAGACCCAUCAACUGGACGACUCAGUCCCUCUCCUAGUCCAUUGCAGUGCUGGGAUAGGUCGUUCAGGUGUUCUUAUAGCAAUGGAUAGCGUGGUCGACCAGGCCAAGAAAACUGGUAAGGUCAAUGUCCAUGGAUUCGUUCAGGCGAUGCGAGACUGCAGACAAAAUAUGGUUCAAACAGAUGAGCAAUACGUCUUCCUGCACGAAGCGGUUCUCGAGUCUUUGGUCUGUGAGGAUACCCGGAUACCCGUCGAAGAAUUUGAUAUCCGGCUUCAGAAGCUGAAGCAGCAACCGUCAAGAAGGGGUGAUACACUACUCGCUAAGGAAUUCAAGACGUUAUCCAAGAUAAGUCCGGAUCCGACUCCGCUUGCUAUCCGAACCGGUAGUAAACUGGAAUGUCGAAAGAAAAAUAGAGACAGUUCCAUACUACCCAUUGAAAGAAACCGUGCAAUGCUUCAAACAUGGUACUCAAACGAACCUUGUGGAGACUAUAUCAACGCUAGCUUUGUAAAAUCACAAGGAAACGGUUCUUCACUGUACUACAUUGUAACGCAGAUGCCACUUCCAGAGACUGUUAUUAAUUUCUGGUGUCUAGUAUAUGACUACAAGCCAACAACUAUCGUCAUGCUAAACCAACUCGACAAAACCGACUCGACGAUAGCUCAGUAUUGGCCUGAUGGAGGUUCGGUCCAGUAUGGGCCGUUCACAAUAUCUACAACAUCAGUGGAGAAACACAUCGGUAUGAUCGUCAGGACGUUACAGGUGCAACUCUCAGAAACACAGAAUGUGCGUGUAAUCCGCCAAUACCAGUUCCUUGGUUGGCCCGGUGAUAACAAGCUCCUGAACGAUCAAAGCAAAGGACUAUUAAUACAACUCAUACAGGAUGUUUAUCAGUCAUCAUCAGUAUCAUCACAAGAUGACAACCAUUCCAACGUUUUGGUCCAUUGCAUGAAUGGGGCUGGUCGUAGCGGUGUAUUCUGUACUCUCAAGGCAUGCAUGGAUCAGGUCAUCGAAGAGGGCGCUGUCGAUGUCUUUCAAACCGUCAAAACUCUUCGGGUGGAUAGGAUGAGGAUGGUCCACACCAAGGAGCAAUACCUUCUCUGCUACGAAACCAUCCAAGAGUUCCUCAAACAAAGAGAGGAAGGUGAUAAAACGGAGGAUGAAGUUGAUAUCGGCGAGGAGGUCGAUAGCAGUACUCAAACCGUUGACAAUAUGGAGCUGGAAACAGGGCACGUGUAUCAGAAUCAAGCAUUCAUUAAGGAUUGAUAUAGGGUAGCGAUCUCCCCACUUAUUCAUCGUAAAGAGCAUUUCGGCAGAGUUUCAUGAACAAUUGUUGUCGUGAACAAGUCAAAUCAUUCAAUUUUCCUUGAUUUCUUUUUAUGGACUGCGAAGCACUGAUCAUCUGGUAAAUGUCGGAUAGAACAUACACUGUGGGAUAAGACAUCAGAUAAAUAUUUUCAUGAAACCUUCCCCAGGUAGUUUCAUUAAUGAGAAUAUUUGGUUUUAGAUUUUGGGACUUCUAUUUAUAGCAUUUUCUUGUUCUAAUUGAAGAGAAAGGGCUGAAAAUAAAACCGACAAUAGACUACCAUCAAUUCAUCGCAUCACAUUAGUACACGAGCAAUUACUUUCUCACGGCUGGACAUUGACCUGGAUGUUAGCAUUAAAUUUAUACAUUCAUCUGAUUCGACAACUAUUUAAAAAAAAACAUCAUUGAGCAGACAUGACUGAUUUUGAAGAAUAGCCAAUCAGAGAAGAGAGGACAUAAGGACUCGGCAGAACUAACAACCAAUCUGAGAGGACAGAAUGAGAAGACAUCAUAUUGAUUACAUCUCAUUGAUGAGACGACUUGAUGAAGCAUUGACGGAUGCUUUUAAGUAUUCAGUCAAAAACUAUAGGAUGAUCACAUUGAAAGUGAUCACAUUUUUUUCAUUGGGUACAGGGUCAUUUCCGGUGUGAGUGUGUUAUCUUUAAAAACGUAGUAAUUAGAUCGCGACUAUGACAUUACACAAUGUCACAUAAAUGUAUACAUAAAUGAAAGAUAUUUUUCUGUUUGCUGUACCACUUCCGCGUAUUACUAUUAUGUCUUUAUAUCUCCGACAGUCCCCUUUGCCCUGUCUGUCUUUAUAUAUCUGUCCGUCUCGCGUUAUGUAUUUAUCUUAAAAUUCUUUUUUUAAUUGAGAAAAAGCAGUACUAUAGUAUUACCUCCUAAGUUUAAUUCAUGUGCACAUAUAUUUUGUGUAAAUUUUUAAACUGAGUUAUUGUAUAGGAGCGCGUAAAAGAGAUUAGUGAUUCGGUGAUAAUGUAAAUAGAGGAACACCCUCAAAAGUAAAGAGGCACUUUUCAUAAAAGGUAUGGCAAUAUGCCAUGUUUUUUGAAAGGGGAAAGGAAAGGGGGACAUGCCCCCGUCCUGGAUCCGUGGCUGCAUUUGAUAUUGUUAAUUCUCCAUCAUGUUAUCAAUUAAGCUAAUGGUUCCCUUUUUCCGUCUCUCGUCUUUCGUAAUCCAUGCAGAUGAAGGCUGUUUUCCUAAGCCUUCCUUAACCCCCCCCCCCCUUCGUCCCCCGACCCGAAAGCUCUGAUCGACGUGAAAUUUUGCAAAGACGUUUAAAGCAAUUGUAAAAUGUGUCGCUAGUUAUUUUGUUUUCGCCGACGAAAUUUUGCUGUAUUUUGUAAAAUAAGUUAUACAAAUUAGAUGCAUAUAUCAUUAUAUUGUUACCAUUGUCCUCGAAUUAAAUUGUUUUAAUGCCAAAUCUUCCACACAAUAGAUAUGAUUUCCAUUGUAUACAAAAAUUUCGAACUUUUAUUCAUUCGUUUAUUUUAUAGUGUUCUGUAACAUAUUGUUAUAAUUUUUAAUUCUUAUGUAUUUAAUGAUUUUAGUGAAUGGACGUGUUCCAGAAUUUCAUUUUAUCAAUUUCAAAUGAUAAUUAUAAUUUAAAUUGUUUAGGAUGUGCACUUAGCAAUUUUUUGUGGCAAUUUAUAAAAAUCAGCUUAUACAAUUUGUUUGUACACAAAUUCCUGUAGAAUGCCGACAUGCAAUUAACUUAAUACCAAAGAUGCCUCAAACCUGAAGAAAGAAAUAAAAGGGGGGGCCAACACGAUAACCCCACGUGAUGGCACAAGCCUCCCGUCGUCAGCUUCAAUUUUACAGUGGUGAUGGAAAAUGAUCAUACAAAUCUGAACUUUAGCGACACUUGGAAGUCCAAUUUCAUCGACAUAUUACGCAGUAUUUUUCUAAGUCUGUUGCAAUUCGCUUUACUACUAAUAAUAAUUAUAAUAAUAAGAUAAAGAUAAUAAAUAAGUUUUUUAUAUUGCACUUUUCCUAUAAUGGCUCAAAACGCUUUACAGCAUAUUGUUACCCCGGUCAUUGGAUUCAUUACAAUCCUGCACAAAAGUGCACACUUUCCACUCCCUGGUGAGCAUUCCUUGCAAUCAUCGCAGCCCUUCGCACGCAGCAUCAUAAUGGCGCUGGCAAAUUCGUACUGUACAUACAAUAACUUUUACAUCCUACCGAGUACCCUCUUAGUACCUGGGUCGAGAGUGGCAAAGUGUAGAUUAAUGCCUUGCCAAAAGGACGCUAGACCGCGGUGGAAUCGAACAAACGAUCCUCUGUUCCCGCUGUUUACAAGGCAAGAGUCAGAACCACGGCUCUUCCACUACUUACUAUUUCUUACUAUAUUAUUCAUGUCGGACUUCUAAACUAGGAAAUAUAUGACUAUUAUGGAUAGAGAUAUACUUUUUUAUAGAAACUUCUGAAAUAUAUUAUGUAUAUCUGUACUCUGUUAGGAAAACGACGUAUACUAUAUAACCAAGAAGGCACAUGGAGUAGCGGGUGACUUUUUUUUUUUAGAAAUGUGUUCGAUUACUUUUAUUUUCAACCAGUGGUAUAUUGCUUCAAUUCAUAAACAAACACGAUUAAUGACAAGACAAAUGAUUUUAUUCCGUGAAUUUACCAAAUAAUAUAGGCUAGAA